AUGAUCCAAGUCCCCACCUCUGGCCUGACGAACCAGACGCACCCGUGCUGCGAGGCAGUGACAAGCACGGGGGUGGUGGUGGUGUGUGCGCAGACCAGCGGGACCGGCAAGGCAGCGGUGACGGGAGGGCCGUGCGCGGCGCCGGGCAAGUCAGUGUGGUGGGAUGCGCGCAAUCCCACGCAGGCAGUGAACCAGAAGGUCGCCAACACCCUCUUCUUCUCCGCCAACCCCGCCAUGGUCAGCCCCAACGGCCUCCGCAAGUUCUACUCGCUCUAG
Messenger RNA from Closterium sp. Naga37s-1, 276 nucleotides. The record is from the annotation of a GenBank genome assembly. Lineage: Eukaryota; Viridiplantae; Streptophyta; Zygnematophyceae; Desmidiales; Closteriaceae.